Arabidopsis arenosa is the source of this 2390-nucleotide messenger RNA. The record is from the annotation of a GenBank genome assembly. Lineage: Eukaryota; Viridiplantae; Streptophyta; Magnoliopsida; Brassicales; Brassicaceae.
AAAUCCACCACUAGUUGCUCUCCGAAAUAAAAAAUAUAUGAGAAAUGGAUAAACAAAUCGAAGAGUUUGUGAGAAAUUCUUUUGCUUCUCUUGUACGUGAGACUUCUAAUGCCUGAGGCAUUAUGCCAUCUACAGCAAUUAUUUUGCUAGUGAGGUACGGAUGGAAUAUGUCUGCCUUGGUUGAAGAUUAUAAUUCGCUAAUGAGGUUGGAGCCUUUGCUUGUGCAAUGUGCCCAUGUUGCUUUUAAUUCUUUGAAUCAAAAAAGGGAGUAUUGUGUUUGCAACGUAUCUCUUAUUUGUUGGGAGUUUAACUGUGGACACUCUAUUUGCAAUGAUUGCAUUCCAGGUGCAGUGUCUAAUCAGUUGAACACAAGUACACUCAUCAUCUGUCCGGAUCCGAAUUGCAAUUACUUCAUUAACUAUUCCAAUGUCCUUGCUGAUAUCAGAACCCUAUAUCUAACUUCUCUGCUUUUGGACUAUGUGGACACUCUUGAUAAGAGAAGUUGUUUUGCAAAAUGUGUUGAUAUGGCUUGGAGCCAUAGGAAGAAAGUGAUUUCAGCAGUUGAUUCUGCUUUAAAGGCUCUGAAGGAUGAAUGGACCAGUCCUCCUGAUGGUUGGGAAGGCUCUGAUCCUUGUGGAACCAAUUGGGUUGGAAUUACAUGUCAAAAUAACCGCGUUGUUUCAAUAUCACUAGGCAACCUUAACUUGGAAGGAAAGCUUCAGCCCGAUAUUUCGUUCUUGUCCGAGUUGCGGAUCUUGGAUUUGUCUUACAAUCCUAAAUUAUCCGGACCGCUUCCACCAAAUAUCGGUAACCUUGGGAAGUUGAGGAACUUGAUCCUUGUGGGAUGUAGUUUCAGUGGUCAAAUCCCUGAGUCCAUUGGAAUGCUAAAAGAACUUAUAUAUCUCUCCCUAAAUUUAAAUCAAUUUAGUGGAACAAUUCCAGCUUCAAUUGGCCAGUUAUCAAAACUGUAUUGGUUUGAUAUAGCAGACAAUCAGAUCGAAGGAGAGCUUCCAGUUUCUAAUGGGACUUCUUCACCUGGACUUGACAUGCUUCUUCAAACUAAGCAUUUUCAUUUUGGAAAAAACAAGCUCUCGGGGAAGAUCCCGAAAGAACUUUUCAGCUCAAACAUGACUUUGAUACAUGUGCUCUUCGAUGGAAACCAAUUCACGGGCGAAAUUCCAGAGACCCUCAGUCUCGUUAAAACGUUGACGGUGUUACGACUUGAUAGGAACAAACUAAUUGGAGAUAUUCCUUCAAAUCUUAAUAAUCUCACAAAUCUUAACGAACUGUACUUGGCCAACAACAGAUUUACUGGUACUCUUCCAAAUUUAACCAGCUUGACCAGUCUCUACACAUUUGAUGUGAGCAAUAACACUUUGGAUUUCUCACCCAUUCCAUCAUGGAUCUCUUCAUUACCCUCCCUAUCAACAUUAAGGAUGGAAGGGAUCCAACUUAAUGGUUCAAUACCAAUAUCAUUUUUCAGCCCUCCUCAGUUGCAGACUGUUAUCCUAAAGCGCAAUAGUAUAGUGGAAACUUUAGACUUUGCUAAUAAAGUCCUCCAAGUAAUAUUGGCAAAUAAUCCAGUGUGCCUAGAGGCAGGAAACGGGCCGAUUCUCUGGUGUAGAAGGCAGAAGAAGAGAGCAGAGAGAGCAACUGGUCAAAAUAAUCCUUUUGCCAAGUGGGAUACGAGUAAGAGUAGUAUCGAUGCUCCACAGCUAAUGGGAGCAAAAGCGUUUACUUUUGAUGAGCUAAAGAAAUGUACAGACAACUUUUCAGAGGCAAAUGAUGUUGGGGGUGGAGGUUAUGGCAAGGUGUACAGAGGAAUUCUUCCCAAUGGACAACUCAUAGCAAUCAAAAGGGCUCAACAAGGAUCUUUGCAAGGAGGAAGUCCUAUAGAGAGAGGCAAAUAUGUGGUGAGAGAGGUGAAGACAAAGAUGAAUACAUCGAGGAAUUUGUAUGACCUACAAGAAUUGUUGGACACAACGAUCAUAGCAAGCAGUGGGAAUCUGAAAGGGUUUGAGAAGUAUGUAGACUUGGCUUUGAGAUGUGUGGAGGAGGAAGGAGUUAAUAGGCCAUCAAUGGGUGAGGUUGUGAAAGAGAUUGAGAACAUAAUGCAGCUUGCGGGUUUAAAUCCUAACUCGGAUUCAGCAACGAGUUCAAGAACGUAUGAAGACGCAAUCAAAGGAUCUGGUGAUCCUUAUGGCAGUGAAUCUUUUCAGUACAGUGGGAAUUUCCCAGCUUCAAAGCUUGAGCCCCAAUGAUUGAUUAUGUCUUCCUUUUUUGUUUUUGUUAUUUCGUAAGUGACUUCACUUGAAAUGCCUUGUGAAUGUGUACUAGCAUGAUUUGAUAUGUUGUUAUGUGGUCUCUGAUUAUAAAAGCAGAGGAUUGGA